ACGGUUCACGGACAGCCUUGUAGCGGACCUUUUGGCUACCGAACCAGGAACGUGGGACAUACAUAAGAUUCGAGAAAUUAUUCCCAACAUGGAAGAAGACAUCUUACGUAUAAAACCAAGCUUACUCAGUCAACCAGACAAACUCAUAUGGUUAGGCAGUAAGUCAGGCAACUACUCCACAAAGUCUGAAUACACCAUAGCAUUAAACUCCUCCUCUGAUGCACAAACAAGGACGCAAGAGGAAAGUCCACAAUGGUACAAAAAUGUCUGGAACCUCAAUACGACACCUAAAGUGAAGAUGUUUGCUUGGAAAGCACUUAAAGGAGCUAUACCAGUAGGAGUGCGCCUGGUUGAGAGGCAUAUUAAUGUCGACCCAAGCUGCAAGAGGUGCAGCCAACCCGAGUCUAUCAUUCAUCUUCUCUUUCAUUGUGUUCAUGCACAACAGGUAUCGGAACUCGCUCCCCUAAUUGGAAACUUUGAUUUUAGAGGAAUGAUAGAUUUGAGGAUGAGUUGGCCUGUGUUAUGGGCGCUACCUAGUGCCCCACCAACCGGAAUAGUAGUAGGACAGCUUGUUCCAUGGGUGAUGUGGGCUUUGUGGAAGGACAGGAAUAAACUUUAUUUUGCUGGUAACUCUGUUUCCCCUGCGGAUACUCUGCUAUCAGCAAUCACCGCAGCAAGAGAAUGGUCAACUAAUCAAAGUAGCGAGAAGGUUUCUUCUCCAAAAAAACGUUUGUACACUCCCCCAAACAUCCAGACAAACGCUGUCUGUGUGCGCUCAGAUGCAGCGUGGAGAGCCCUAGAUAAUGUUGCCGGACUGGGAUGGACAGUGACAGACGCAGGGCAAACACUAUCCUUCCAAACUCGAACACGGUCGGUGAGCUCACCCCUUCUUGCGGAAAGUUUGGCUCUUCGAGAUGCCCUUCUCUGCUGCAAGUCAAAGGAAUUCACUUCUCUAAGAUGCGAAUCGAACUCAUAUGAGCUUAUCAAAGCUAUCAAUACCAAGGAACCUAUUGCAGAGCUGCAUGGAUCGCUCUCAGACAUUCACGCUCUUAUUUCCUCCUUCUUUUCUGUAUCUUUUAAUUGGAUCCCCCGAGAUCUCAACCUUGUUGCUGAUAAACUUGCAAAGGAUGCUGUGCUGUUAGGUAACAUGGAGAAUGGAGACAAAGCUUGUGAUGGGUAUCACAAGUACAAGGAAGAUGUGCAGCUGAUGGUGGAAACUGGCUUAGAUGCAUUCAGAUUCUCCAUCUCUUGGUCUAGACUCUGGUAA
Messenger RNA from Brassica oleracea var. oleracea, 1267 nucleotides. RefSeq lists its product as uncharacterized. Bases 89 to 1267 code for a protein of 392 amino acids. The record is from RefSeq and is a predicted model, not a curated record. Gene Ontology annotation, molecular function: hydrolase activity, hydrolyzing O-glycosyl compounds; RNA-DNA hybrid ribonuclease activity; nucleic acid binding. The transcript is spliced from 4 exons. Gene Ontology annotation, biological process: carbohydrate metabolic process. NCBI's taxonomy places the organism in Eukaryota, Viridiplantae, Streptophyta, Magnoliopsida, Brassicales, Brassicaceae.